CGAUUUCGUUGAUCAUCGACCGGCGCGACUCCCGGAGCACGACGGCGACGUCGCUUUACGUAACGAAGUGUACCCCACGUCCGCGCUCCGCCUUAGGGUGCUCCAACCUAAAACUGUACAACCAGCCUAGAGGGGUGGGGGAGAAAAAAAAAUAGAAACGAAAAUACUAGAGGAUCGUGAAUAUCGUGAUUUUAGAGCUCGUCGAGUCGUCUGUCACGAUCAAUCGGCGAUCGUGCGUUGUUAGUACGUCAGGCGGACACAAUUGCGUUAAAUGAAGAUAACCUGACGAUUUAUUCUUAUACUCGUGUCAUAACCACAAUUCCAGGAGAAGGAAUAACGCCUGUCAUUGGGGAUAGUCUUUUACAUAAAAAAAAAAAAUACGCUCGCGUUAUAAGGCCUUUUUUUUAUAGUUGAACUAAUGGGUAUACUUUUUGUACUAAGCUUUGUGUCCACAUCUUGCGAUAUCAGAAAUUGCUUUUUGGGCAAAGAGAGAGAACUGAUCAAUCAAUGUAUGAGUUAUUUGGUUAAAUUGUUCAAAUGUAAUUUAAGAUGAUUAUGGAUAUAAGUGGUUUGGGUGCCAUCUGUGAUAAUCCCUUGAUCAGUGGUAAACAAUUGGAAGAGUUUAUGAAGAAAUUUACUGUUCUUACAAUAGAAGAAAUCAAAGCGUCUCUUGAAGUUACUUGCAAAAAAAUAAUUGACAUUUUGAAUGAAGCAGAACCAUGUGUCGGUUGCCGAAGAAGUGUUGAAAGAUUGUUCUACGAGCUGAUGAAGUCUGGACAUCCUGCGUUAGAUCCACUGGUUAUCACCCGCAAUGGCUUGCUUUCUGUAAAAGAUGAUGUUUUGAAAUCGCCUCAACAACUCUGUACUCUGUUACAUGGACAUAGCACUAGGUUAAAUAAUUUAAUGGAAAAACAACAAAGAAAUAGAAAAUCUCGACGAUGCGUAUUGCACACUUUGGAGAUUCAGCGAUUGCCGCCGAUAUGGAACUCUUGGAGGGAAGUGUGGGAUUGCAUGGAGGAACCAUGCAAGGAGGAAUUAACUUUAAUAGAGACAAAUGCACUUGAUGAAGCUUUAGAUACUUAUUUACGUAAACAUAGAUUUUGUGCGGAGUGUCGUAACAAGGUGCUAUUGGCGUCGUCUCUUCUGACACGCGAACCUGAUCCUACAAAAGAAAAAGGCUACGUAGCGGUUUUAUAUAAAGAAAUUAGGCGUUGCGAAAAACAUGUUCAUUUACCACACCAUACGGAAUAUAUGACUACUCUCCUUGGUCGCGCGCAGCCGUGGGCGCUUAUGGGAAGGGAGCGCCACGCGAAAACGCUGGAAAUUGCUCAAGAAGAAGUACUUACGUGCUUAGGUAUAUGCAUCGCGGAACGAUUGCACAGAAUACAUCGACGAAUGAAGGAGGAGGAGACUGUUUGUAAAGUAUUGGCUGCUGUUGCUGUGGACGCAUUGUCUAGAAAUUUCAGGUCGGCGAUCGAGGCAAAACAAGGUAUCUCUCAGUUGGAAUUAUUAUACAAAGAAUUUACGAGGGAAGAAAUAGCGAAACAGAAUAAGCGUGAAAAAUUACGUCUUAAACGCAAGAAGAAGAAAGGACGUCGUAAUGAAGCUGAAGAAAAGGAAAACUCCUGUGAUUGUUCAAAUGAGAGGCAAAGUGAAUCCCCUUGUACCUGUGUGAAAUCAAAACCAAUGACAAACAACUGGCAUAAGUUACAGGUCCUAGAUCCAAAAAAUAAAGGUUCGCCGACAUGUAAAUGUUCAGAUUGUUUAAAAAAACUAAAAACGCAUAAUAUAUCACAAAAUAAGACGGAACCAUCAUUUCCUGUAAAGAAGGGUUUGCAAAAAGUUAAAAAAGACAUCUCCGGAACAAAGAAGAAACUUAAUACAAGUCAAUCGAAGAAAAAUAGUACGCCUUGUAAACAAUUAUCUCAGGAGGAUUCAUCUGAUAUUUGCGACUCGUGUAAAGAGGGUGAAAAAGCUGAUGAGGGUCAAUGGCAUUAUGACGACAAUUGCAAAGACUCUGUAACUAGCGAGUUACCAGACGCUUGGAUAACAGAAACGAAAUACGCUAUGUGGAUAGAGAUGCAAAAUCGUUUCGAAAUACCUGGGAGAAAAAUCCAUUCCUCAAGCGAGCGAUCGUCUCAAGAUUGCGGAUAUUCUUCUGAACACAAUAUCAGCAGUUCUUCUCUUCCUAGCACACCGGAGGGUUCUGAAGUAGCCUGUAACGACGAAUGGUGUGAUCAUGAAAGGGCUUGUCAUGAUAAACUUAAUCAUUCCAGUUCUAGCAUCUCUUUAUUGGAAGAGGGUGGUCCGACACUUACUCAAAUGUUAAAGGAGUCCUGUUUUUCUGACGAUGACGAGAAGGAAAGUUAUAUUCCAGUGGAGGAAGUAUUAGAAUUCAAGUCGAGGGUACGUCAACUCACGGAGAAGCGGUUGGAACUCCGGCAAACACUUAGAGAACGUUUCGACAAGUUGUGCAGCCAUCAGAAAUCAUUUAUCAUUCUUCAGUAAGAAUUCCUACUAGCUAUGGUAAUAUACCAUUCGUUUUCUUUUUUUACUUUGAUUUACUGUCAGUAGUGAGAUACAAAUACAAUAGAUGUAUUUUGAAGAAACUGUUAUCAUUUGAAGUCGACCUUUUAAAUAAAAUGCUGAAUAUGUAUAUGUAAAAAGGCCAAAAAACAUACAAUAAUACUGUUUAUCUCUUUGAGAGUGAAAAAACUAUCAGAUAAAUAAAAAAAUACCGAGGGAUUAAGUAGUUUCAUACACGAUAGUGAAAAAAUGUCGACUUUGAGAAAAGUGCAGAAUACACAACGCAAAUCGUGGUACUAUAAAAAUAAUAUACGGAGUAAUUUAAAUAUUACUGUAUUUCUUGAAAUUGAUUGUAUAAAACUAAGCAAUUUAAGUGAACAAAUAGAUAUCUUGAAUGAAUAUGCCUUGGCCGUGAAAAUAUGGCAAAUACGAUUCCGCGGUAAAUGCACAUUGUUAAAAACAGGUUUUUCAGUGAUCUUCGAAAAGUAUUGUAUUUUCUUGAAAGUUUUUGUUUUCAAGAUUGUUUAUCGCGGCGAUAUGACUACGAUGGAUUCGUAUCGAUGUUAUAACAAGCAGAGAUGCGGAUAUGUAAUAUUGUCGGAAUUUUAAAAUUAAAAUCAAUGUUGCAUUCCAUUAUAAUAUAUAUACAUAUAUUUUAUUAUUCCGAUGUAUAUCCUCUCUGUGUAACUUUCAUUACACAUGCACUGUAAAAAUAUUCUAUAAAAAGAAAUAUUGUCGUAUCAUA
Solenopsis invicta (red fire ant) is the source of this 3271-nucleotide messenger RNA. RefSeq names its product gametogenetin-binding protein 2-like. The coding region runs from base 550 to 2508 and encodes 652 amino acids. The record is from RefSeq and is a predicted model, not a curated record. Lineage: Eukaryota; Metazoa; Arthropoda; Insecta; Hymenoptera; Formicidae. The transcript has 11 exons. Gene Ontology annotation, cellular component: nucleus; cytoplasm.